AUGGCCCAUAACGUACCCAUGCAAGGAGGUGGAUUCUACUCUGCAAACUCAGGGCUGCAAUAUGAGGCCAUGAAGAAAGCUCUGCCGUUGAUCAAACGAGCUAUCAUACAAACAUCAGCGAAAAAUCUCAGUCUCAUCAGCGAUGGCUUUACAAUUGUUGAGUACGGUUGUUCAGAUGGAAACAACUCAUUGGAGCCUUUCGUGGCAAUCAUGGAGAGCCUGGAGAGCCAUGCAUAUGCAAAUCUCAUUUUCAACGACCGUCCUGAGAACGACUUUUCGGUGGUUGCCGGCCAUAUCACAAAGCUACAACAACUGCUCAUGUCGAAAUCAGGAGCAGAUGUCUUCCUUUCCAUGGUGCCCGCAAGCUUUUACAGUUCCGUCGUGAAGCCCAGCUCAGCGCACUUUGGUUUCUCCUUGUACUGUCUCCAGCACCUCGACCGCGCAGCUGCUCCGCCACAACAAUCCCACGGCGAGUUUCUUAGCGACGCCUUGAAACAGAUUCCGUUCAAGGAGCAAGCAGACAUUGACCUGCGAAACUUCCUUACACUUCGUGCCACGGAGAUUCUCCCUGGUGGAUCUCUCGUGCUGACAUUCACGGGUCAAGCUCAAUCUGGCGAGCCGAAUGUUGUGGGCAUCGUAUCAUCUCUCCGCGAUGCUACGGCUGAAAUGGUGCAGGAGGGCAAGGUUUCACGGGACGCUGCUUCGUCAUUUCACAUCCCUGUCUACAGUCGCACGGCCGAAGCCACCAAAUCUGUCCUAGCUGAUAUGGGGUCAUCCUGGAUCGUGCGCGAGCAUUUUGACGAGUGGGUCACGCACCCAGCCACUGAAGAGAUGGCACUUCGGCGUAGUCGACGCAGCUUGAAGGAGGAAGACUAUGUGUGGUAUGCUGGGGUCGCAGUGGACUGGGGCAUGGCAAUUUCGGCAGGUCACUUCCAGAAAGCUUUGCAAGGCGAUGGAUUAGACCAAAACAAGGUUAAUACGAUUAUGGCGGAAUGGGAAGAAAAAACGAAGGUGUGCUUCCUCAAGUCGUUCAAGGAGCAGGCGUUGAGGUGCACAACGACGUACCUCAGACUCGAACGUGUUCAACUUUAAAAAUGAUAACUGACAGAAGCCCCUAUGGUUCCUAGACACGAAAAGUCUCGAAGCUCAGCACGGGAUAUAAGAUACAAUCAAACAAUAUUGUAACAAUGCCCAUCCAUGACAAUCUUCUUUAUUAUGGUACUAUUCCCCUCCCUGUAUUCUAAGCAAUACUAUAAUGACUCCUAACUCUGUAUUAUAUUGACCUACGGAGUGAAUAAUGCUAUAAGAAUAAGCUUACUCCA
Cucurbitaria berberidis CBS 394.84 is the source of this 1322-nucleotide messenger RNA. RefSeq names its product S-adenosyl-L-methionine-dependent methyltransferase. Gene Ontology annotation, molecular function: S-adenosylmethionine-dependent methyltransferase activity. The coding region runs from base 1 to 1092 and encodes 363 amino acids. The transcript has 2 exons. Gene Ontology annotation, biological process: methylation. Lineage: Eukaryota; Fungi; Ascomycota; Dothideomycetes; Pleosporales; Cucurbitariaceae. The record is from RefSeq and is a predicted model, not a curated record.